Messenger RNA from Chelonus insularis, 1884 nucleotides. RefSeq lists its product as uncharacterized. The coding region runs from base 356 to 1564 and encodes 402 amino acids. The transcript is spliced from 5 exons. Lineage: Eukaryota; Metazoa; Arthropoda; Insecta; Hymenoptera; Braconidae. The record is from RefSeq and is a predicted model, not a curated record. Gene Ontology annotation, molecular function: acyltransferase activity, transferring groups other than amino-acyl groups.
CGUCGCGUUUUCGACCAUUUGUCACGACCUGGGGGUUGCUUCAGUGCGGGCUUUGGGGGCGACAAAGACGGGUGUGCCUCCCGUUACAUGUUUCUAACAUUUGCUAUCAAAUUUCAAUAAUAAUUCGCUCUCUUAACUCACAAUAAUUAUUCUACAAACGAAACCUAGUGUCUUUUCAAAAGUUUUAAGUGUCUAGUGUCCGACCAUCGGUAAAGAAGUAUCACACCUGUCAUUGAAAACAAAUUAGGGGUUUUUUUUAUGUUCAUUUCAACAUUAUACUUGGCCUAAAAAUUUCGGUUUUUAUCGAGUGCUAACCCGUCACUUAUCGUCUCCCCCACUCGCUCGAGUACGCAUAAUGGAGUGCCCCGAAUUGUUGGAACGGGGUCGUAAUUUUCGUCUACUUUCUCAAGAAGAGUUACCACAGCUCUUAGAUUUUCUUACUGGUUACUUACCACAAUCACUAAAGUUUCAUCAAACUGUUUUGACAUUUAUUCAAAACAAAGUGUGGGAUUUUUAUUUUUAUGUUGCUAACGAAUGGCCAGAAGUACCGAUUUGCCUUCAUUUCCCUGGUAUGACUCUGUCGCCUCAUGGUUUAUUGUAUGAAAGUUUUGGAGUAUUUUGUCCAACAGAAAAUUUAGAUAAACUUUAUUUAUUACGUGAAGAAGAUGUAUUAAUAAAUUGGAAUAGACCAUUAUACAUGAAUUUUAUUCAUUGUGAUAUAGCUGAGGAAUUAUUCCGUCUCUAUAACGAUACUGGUUCCAUAGACACCGUAUUAGGAGAUGUAUGGGCAUAUGAAAAGGCCGAAAAUAAUUUAUCGGAUGAUCAAAUAUCAUUAAGUGCUGAUGAAAAUGUUGAAGUAUUGCCAUUAACUGCUGAACAUGCUGAAGGAAUACAUGAAUUAUAUCCAGCUAAUGACAUGGAAUGUCAUGAACUAUUUUUAAGACUAAUUAAAAUAUUUCCAGCUGCUGGUGUAUUUGUUAAUGGAAAUUUAGCAGCAUGGAUGAUACAGUCUUAUUACGGUGCUAUGUUUUCAAUGCAAACUAAACCAGAGUAUCGAAGAAAAGGUUAUGGAACUCGAUUAGCAAGGUAUCUAACAAAAGUCGUUGCCGAUCGAGGAUUUAUACCGUUUGUUGUAAUUCGACCAGAAAAUGAAGCAAGUAAAAGUUUAUAUACGAAAUUAGGAUUUAAAAAAUUAUAUCAAACUGUUCGAGCUACCUUUACACCGCACAGAUAUCAUAGUGAAGAACAAGAAAUAAUCGAAAGAGAUAAUGAUGAUGCAUUAAUUAUGCAAGAAAAUUUUGCAAAUGCUGUAAAACAAUUAAAAAUUGAACAACGAGUUAUUGAUGUUUUACAACAUCCAGGUCAAGAUGAUGAACCAACGGUUAUUCCAGACGGUGGUGACGAUGAUGAUGGUGAAGACACUAUAUUGGAUCCAUUGAAUGAAGAUGACAAUGACAAUGAUGUACAAGAUUAUUUAGAAACAAUAGAGGAACAAGAUUGCGUUACUGAACCUCAAAAUAGUAGUGAAGAUGGUGGAGGAACAACAACAACUGGAGAUGAUUGAAAAAUAUAUUUUUCUUACGCUUCUAGAUAAUUUUCAAGUAUUAUAAUUAUCCGUAUUACAAUUAUUAUAAUUAUUACAUAUUAUCGCUCAAAAGAGCUUAUUUCAAUUGUCUGCUUCAAUAAUGGUUCGAUGAUACGUCCUGCUAUAAUAAAUCCCAAGGUAAAUAAGUUUUCUAUGUUAACAAUCGUGCAGACAACACAGUCACUAUUUAUUUUAUUGACUGUUUAUUAAUAUAAUUAAUCAUUUUUUGAUAAUUACGUUUCUUUUUUAACAUUUAUUUUCUUUUUUAGAGAUUAUAUUUAUACAAUUUUACUGUAGGA